AUGUUCAGGAACAAUUACGACAACGACUCGGUCACAUUUUCACCCCAGGGUAGAAUAUUUCAGGUCGAAUAUGCUCAAGAGGCUGUCAAACAGGGCUCGGUGGUAGUCGGUGUUGUCAGCAAAAAGCAUGUCGUCCUUACCGCCGUCAAGAGAAAUGCAGAAGAGCUCUCAUCAUACCAGAAGAAGAUCGUUGGUGUGGACGAUCAUCUCGGAGUCGCCUUGGCCGGCCUUGCCUCUGAUGCCCGCGUCUUAUCCAACUUCAUGAAGCAACAGUCCCUGUCCUCCAAAAUGACCUACGGCCGCGCUAUCCCCGUUGAACGUAUCGUCAAUCAGAUUGGCGACCGAGCUCAAACGAACACACAACAUUACGGCAAGAGACCUUAUGGCGUCGGAUUAUUGGUUGCUGGUGUUGAUGAUCUCGGCCCUCAUCUGUUUGAGUUCUCGCCUUCAGGCUUGACACAAGAAAUGCUAGCCUGCGCAAUCGGCGCUCGGAGUCAAAUGGCAAGAACAUAUCUAGAGCGUCAUCUGGACAAGUUCGCAGACUGCAACCGAGAAGAGUUGAUCAAACAUGCUUUGCAGGCACUCAAGGAAAGUUUGGCGCAAGACAAGGAGCUUACGAUCGACAACACGAGUUUGGCAGUAAUAGGCAUUUCAGAAAAGGAUGGGAAGAAGAAGCUAGAACCUUUCAAGUUGUAUGAUGGUCCUGACGUGGGUCCGCUGCUCGAUGCCAGUCUUGAUCAAUCAGGUGAGGAUGCCAUGGAGACAGAUUCUUAG
Molecule: messenger RNA, 774 nt
Organism: Exophiala bonariae
Lineage: Eukaryota; Fungi; Ascomycota; Eurotiomycetes; Chaetothyriales; Herpotrichiellaceae
Exons: 3
Coding region: 1-774 (257 amino acids)
Biological process (GO): proteasomal protein catabolic process; ubiquitin-dependent protein catabolic process
Cellular component (GO): nucleus; proteasome core complex, alpha-subunit complex; proteasome core complex
Source: RefSeq, a predicted model, not a curated record